UCACUUUUUCCAUCACUCCCUACUCAUCAUCAUGUCAGUCUUUACACAAAACGCCAAGCUGACUGCCGAAAGCAAUCCUCGUGAUUGGGCUUAUGAACUUGCAUGUUUGCCAGCGAACGCAAGUAUCGUAUUUACCAAAGACUCGUUCUUACGCUUUCUCAAAACGCACAACAUCGACGUUUCACCCAAUUACAUCGAAAUCAAUAAAUUACCAAAAUAUGCUCAAAUUGGUACGAUGGCAUCUGCUCAAGCUCAGGCUACAACAUCAAAAGCAGAAGUGAACAAACUCACUAAUCAAAUCGCAGCAGUCCAAACAAACGACAAACCACGUUCUGCACCUACACCAUCUGCCGUUGUAUCUCCUCCUGCCGUUGAAGCAGCACCAGCUGUUGCACCUGUUCCUAUUCCAGCAGCGGCAGCAGUAGUACCAUCUAUGCCUGAACCGCAACCAUCUGUACCUCAGCUUACACCUGCUUCUCGUCGUGAUCCUACACUUCCGCAUAAUCCAGACGUUGUUACGCCAGAUGGAGAGGAAUUCCGUCCUACCCGUCGUGUUCGUGAACCGAUCGGAGGAGGAUCAGCACAAAUUACUGCUCUGUUUGGAGCGGUCGAGGAGGAGGAUUAUACCGCUGAAGCAGCACGUGAAAGUGCACGUCGUCGUGGAUUAUUGCAAGAGAAUACGCAAGAACAAAACACUUCUUCCUCUUACCGCAACUCUGAUCAGCCGCCGUUCAAGACUCAAUUCGAACAAGACCAAGACCAAGAAAGUGUACCUCCUAACAAGGUCUUCCGUCCUUCCCGUCGUGUGCGUGAGCCAGGUGGCACGGGUGGUUCAUCCAGCAUCGCUUUGGGUUGAAGUUUUCAUACCAAUACACCUUUCAGAUACCAUUGCUAGAAUUGAUUUAUUCAAUAGCAUUCUGCCAUAUCAGUUUUCCGCUUUUGCCUUCUUCAGCUUUUGUGAUGAAUUUGAGAGGUAGUAUUCCAGUAUCGCCCUGUCCACUCGUUAGAACUGCUCCAUUCGAAGCCAUUGAAAAGGGAAUAUCUCCCUGCCUCAAAGCGGCGACAAUAUCGAUAUGUAGAAUUACUUGAGAAGAAGAUCGCAUUCCGCUAAUUACGUUUGAAGAACCCGGCCUUCCUUUGGCAAGAUGGAUAUGAUUUCUCUUCAUUCGAUUCAAGCCGCCGCUACUCAGUAUCUUUUCCCAUGCUUCUUUGUUUGUGCCAUGCAAGAUUUCGACGCCGGUCGGAAGUGUGUC
Messenger RNA from Meira miltonrushii, 1253 nucleotides. RefSeq lists its product as uncharacterized. The coding region runs from base 32 to 856 and encodes 274 amino acids. The record is from RefSeq and is a predicted model, not a curated record. Lineage: Eukaryota; Fungi; Basidiomycota; Exobasidiomycetes; Exobasidiales; Brachybasidiaceae. The transcript has a single exon.